ACAGUAGCUCAGGCGGCAAGUGGGUGUGUGGACACGUUUUCCGAACACCUUAGUUCCAGUUUCAGACAGCCGCGCUAGCUGCUCUACUUCAGUGGCAUUUUAACGGUACACGGGAAAAUCAGGAUUAGGAUUAACGAAAAGAUACGCCAUGUCCCUGACCACGCGCUAUCUUCUUCCGCUCCUCUAUGACAUCUGGCCACUGUUGCUGCCUACCUUCCUGGUCGUGCUGGUGUCCAUGCUGCUGUACCGCCGCCGCAACCUACACGUCAGUCACGCAGAGGACACCAAGAAGACUGCAGCUAAGCGAGUCAUUCAAUUUGGUGACGUCGGUGACAGCGACGAUGAAGGUCAAUCAGAUCUGGUGGACCCGCCCCACGACGAGGAUGUGGCGCACAUCCGCUACCAACACGACAGGCUGAGCAUCGAGGAAAGUCAGCGAAGGGCAGAUGAAUUUUACCAUUUGAUGAACAACCGACGCUCCAUUCGCUUCUUCAGCCGCGAUCCAGUGCCGCGGGAGCUGGUGGAGAAGCUGGUCCUGACGGCGGGCACGGGGCCGUCUGGGGCGCACACCGAGCCGUGGUCCUUCGUGGCAGUGAGUGACCCGGACUUCAAGGAGCAGAUCCGGUCCAUUGUGGAGGCCGAGGAGGAGAUCAAUUACACCAAGAGGAUGGGCAAGCAAUGGGUGGCGGACCUGAAGGCGUUCAAGACGACGUGGAGGAAGGAGUACCUGACGGAGGCGCCGUGGAUCCUGCUUAUCUUCAAGCAACCACACUCACCGCUCCCCGACGGACGUAAGGUUAACCACUACUACCAUGAAAUCUCCACGUCCAUCUCGUGUGGCAUCCUGCUGGCUGCCAUACAGAACGCGGGCCUCGUCACCCUCACCUCCACGCCCCUCAACUGCGGCCCCGCACUACGCUCCAUCCUGAACCGCCCGUCCCACGAGAAGCUGUUGCUGCUACUGCCUCUGGGCUACCCCACCACGGACGCCACGGUGCCGGACCUCAAGCGCAAGCCCCUUGAGGAGAUCCUGACCAUGAUGUAAGGUCGAGGAGUGGCAGCGAGCAGGAUGAAGUUGUGGAGGAAGUUGCAGCGAACAGUCAUGUCAUCUGUGGAUUGACGGACUUCCUGUUGUUAUCGAGUUAUAAUGAAGGACAUGAAUAUAACCUCUGUUUUUCAAGCAUGAUAAAGGAAGAAAAUUAUGGAAAAAUGAACAAAAUAUGAGACUGUUAGUAACUUUAAGUAUAUAUCAAGGUGUGUGUGUGUGUGUGUGUGUGUGUGUGUGUGUGUGUGUGUGUGUGUGUGUGUGUGUGUGUGUGUGUGUGUGUGUGUGUGUGUGUGUGUGAGAGAGAGAGAGAGAGAGAGAGACUGCCUCGUGGCUCGGUGGUAAAGGGGCCAAGUCUGUGUUGGGGGCAAUGGCUGAUAUAGGCUCAAACUCCACUAGGGGCUGGUCACCUCUGGGAUUUUUUAUGUGUGUGUGUGUGUGUGUGUGUGUGUGUGUGUGUGUGUGUGUGUGUGUGUGUGUGUGUCAUUCAUGGUCGUGUAUUUUGUGUAUGCUGCACAUUCUGUUCCUAAUCUACUUAAGGAACUGGAGAACAAUAUAAUGAAUAAGCCUGA
This is a messenger RNA of Scylla paramamosain (green mud crab), 1617 nucleotides long. It is a transcript of the gene Iyd, whose product is annotated as iodotyrosine deiodinase 1-like. The coding region runs from base 149 to 1045 and encodes 298 amino acids. Gene Ontology annotation, molecular function: oxidoreductase activity. The transcript has 7 exons. NCBI's taxonomy places the organism in Eukaryota, Metazoa, Arthropoda, Malacostraca, Decapoda, Portunidae. The record is from RefSeq and is a predicted model, not a curated record. Gene Ontology annotation, cellular component: plasma membrane.